This is a messenger RNA of Mucor velutinosus, 4278 nucleotides long. RefSeq names its product Ubiquitin (gene UBI4). Gene Ontology annotation, biological process: glycogen metabolic process. The record is from RefSeq and is a predicted model, not a curated record. The transcript is spliced from 9 exons. Gene Ontology annotation, cellular component: phosphorylase kinase complex. Gene Ontology annotation, molecular function: calmodulin binding. The coding region runs from base 1 to 4278 and encodes 1425 amino acids. NCBI's taxonomy places the organism in Eukaryota, Fungi, Mucoromycota, Mucoromycetes, Mucorales, Mucoraceae.
AUGACGAUAUCAUCAAGACAGUAUACACAGGAGAGGUUGGACUACUACUACAAGGUCAUCAACAGGACCAUCAUUGCAAAGCAAAAUGCCUCAAGUGGCUUGAUGCCUGCUUCUACAGCCAUCACGAGCCAUGGAGACUACACGGAUGCUUGGGUUAGAGAUAAUGUGUAUUCUAUAUACGCAGUGUACGGAUUAGCUUUGGCGUACAAGCGAUUAGAUGACAACACCGGAAGAGCCUUUGAGCUUCAAUACUCUGUGGUCAAACUGAUGAGAGGCUUGCUGUUUGCCAUGAUGCGCCAGUCAGCCAAAGUCGAGAAAUUUAAGCAAACGCAAUCACUGGAGCAUUCGCUGCACGCCAAGUACAAUACACAGACAGGCGAAACGGUAGUGGGUGAUUUUGAAUGGGGCCAUUUGCAGAUUGAUGCGACCAGCUUUUUCUUGCUGGCGUUGGCUGACAUGACAUCUGGAGGAUUCAACAUCAUCUACUCUCAGGAUGAAGUGGACUUUGUGCAGAAUCUUGUUUUUUAUAUCGAACGUGCUUAUCGCACGCCUGAUUACGGUAUCUGGGAGAGAGGCAACAAGAUCAAUCAUGGCCAGCCCGAGUUGAAUUCCUCAUCUAUCGGUAUGGCAGUUGCAGCACUCCGUGCUAUCAAUGGUGUCAAUCUAUUUGGAGCUCAUGGUGGUCCCUCAUCUUUGAUUCAUGUUUUACCAGACGAGCUGACUCGAAACGCCACGACAUUGCACAGCUUUUUGCCUCGAGAAUCGAAUUCCAAGGAGAUUGAUGGAUCCGUAUUGUCGAUUAUUGGGUUUCCAGCAUUUGCCGUGGACGAUCCCGAGUUGAUUCAACGCACCCGGGAUGAAGCCAUCAAGAAACUGGAAGGAAAAUACGGUAUGAAGCGAUUUUUGAGAGACGGACAUCAAACGGCUGUGGAAGAUACAUCUCGCUUGUACUAUGAUCCCAAUGAACUGAAGGUGUUUGAGGAUAUCGAAUCAGAAUGGCCCUUGUUUUUCACGUACAUGGUCUUGGAGGGUCUGUUUACAGGAGAUCUAGAGCAAGCUGAAAACUAUAGACAGAAAUUGCAGCCCUUGAUUGUGGAUUCAGCCACCAUGGCCAGACCGUUGCCCAGUAAAUCCAACUCCAGCAACGGCUCAUCCACCACCUGGCAUCACCAUACUCGCUCGGACUCGAUUCCCUUGAACCACAUCAACGAAGACACUGACAAUGAACAAGACGAUGACGACGAUGCUAUCCACAUUCCUCUUUUGCCCGAGCUGUAUUAUGUGCCUGCUGAGAGCAUUCAUGCAGAAAAAGAGAACCCACAUUCGCAAAAGCGUGUGCCCAAUGAAAAUGUACCCCUAGUGUGGGCUUUGUCGCUGUACUUUUUAGGUGGUUUGAUCACGGAAGAUCUUCUCAGUCCUUCAGAAGUAGAUCCACUUGGUCGCCGCUUUAACAGCACCAAGAUGGUUAAAGACACCAUGAUCCAGAUUGUGCUCCUGUCGGAAGAUCAGCAACUGCAAGCUGCACUCUCCACCUAUGGUCUUGAAACGCAAACACUGGACCAAAUCCCAACUACUACGACUGUCUUGCCUCCUCAAGCACUGGUCGAUGUGUAUAGUGGAUUAGGACUCAACAGUAAGAUGGAAAUGACAGGUCGACCCAAGCGACCUAUCGGUGUGCUAGGCACAUCCCGCUUCUACAAGAUCCAAGGGCAGACAUACGCAUUCACUCCUCACUUCAUGGAUAACAACGAGUUUUACAUCAAUGCGGACCCCGACUAUUUGGUAUCUGAAUUUGAGAAUGAGCUCACUUUUACCAAGAAGAACUGGUAUUAUCCAGGCCGUCCUACUAUGAUCGUCCUGCUAUCGCACGGUUUGCUAGGCACUACCAAAGAAAGCAGCAACAUCUUGCUCUCCAACUCGGCCGAUGCAUCCAAAAAGAACUUACUCAACUUCUUUACCAAUCUCCGUGGCGGCUAUGCUUGUGAAGGUGAUGUCCGCGUCAAGUUGUGCAGACUGGCCGAGACCAUCAAUACCAGCAACAUACAAUCGUUGGAUUUCCUGAUCAACAAGCCUGAAGUCAAUUGGAAACGCAUCUUGCGCGUGGCUCAUGCCUCUCGCACCCACAAAAAGAAGCUGGGAUACAACGAGCACAAGACACAAGCAAGUACGCCUGGUCAUCGCACGCCUGGCGGUGAUUUGAUGAGCGGUGGAAGAACACCCAAGCGUAAAAACACAACCUUCUAUGGCAAGUCCUUGGCGUCUCCCUUGGACAAGCUGCACGAUGAGAAUUACUUUGAUCAGUUAGCUAAUGCUCUUAGUCAAUUAAAGGCCAAUUCUGAACAGCAUCAGCAAUUUAAGCUCAAGAACCACGAAGCCAGCAAACAACCAGUCAUGUCUGAAUCGCCCACAUCAGGCAUCUUUACACCUGGAUCCACCACCAACAAGACUGGCAGUGUGCCCAAGCAAAUCCCAGAUCAAUCAGGCUCACCUCAUGAGAUGCUAUCUCUGACGUUGGGCGACUCAUCUCAGUUUGAUCAAGCUGUUGAAAGUUUAAGAGCCUCAGUGAAUCUAUACGAUCAAAUAGAUUUACUGCAGUACAUGGUGUCAUGCAGACCCAUGAGCUAUUAUGUGGAAGCACUCGAAACCACCAUCUUGGAGCUCUUGGAAGAGGUCUACUUGAAAUCCAAAAAGUCAAAAUACUGGUCUAUUGCAAGACAAGCAGCAGGCUUGUUGCACAAGAAUGUCCCUUCCUUGACUAUUAAUAUCACAGAUCUGGUUAUUAGACAAAAACAAGUUAGCAUUGGAUCAGGACCUCAGGAAUACCUGAUUUCUAUGCCUGUUGCACCAGACACUUUAAACAAGAUGAUCAGCGAGCAUUGUAUGGAUGAUGUGCGUGAAGGUCCUGUUGUGCAAGAAAUCAUCAUUUACUUGGGUAACCUCAUUCGCACCCAGCCUGACAUGUUUGAGGGUAUUCUUCGUCUGAGAACCCACUACAUCAUCAUUGCCCUGAGAGAAGAAAUCAGCCGUAUCAACAACAGCGAUGAGGAAGAAUCAGUCGAGCAUUUGAUGCAGCUCUCUCCCUUUGAGCUGGAAUCCUUGUUAUUCACAGUCUUGUCUGGCCCUCGUCUGUGUCGUAUGAACAACCUGGUGGUACGAGAUCGUCCUGGAGGCUUCUUGAUGCUGUCUACCAACAACUCUGCUUACAAGAACGAAAAGGCAGCACACGAUAACGCUUACAUUCCGCUUAUUUCGGACAUCCAGAACAGCCUGUCCAUCAAGGCACAGUCUGGUGGCUAUUUCUCCGGUAAUUUUGCCAAGGUGGAAAUCAACGGCAUCGUGAUGGAAGCGAAUUCAAGAGGUAUCCAUGUCUGGGCUAUUGAUCGCAGCCAAAACAGCAUUCUGGAGCGUGCAUCGUUUGAUACCCACAUCUCUGAAGAGGAGAGCAGAGCGUUUGUUCAGUUCAUUCAUUCCAUUGCAAAGGGCAUUGUUAUUGUCAUUGCUUCCAAGGACGAAUUUAUUGAAAACCUAACCCAUGAAGCGAUUGUUACAUUGCAACAAUUGGGAAGCACCAAGAUUGAUGAUGUGCAAUACCGAGAUUCAUAUGUAUUUAUUGGUGAAAAAGGUGAUACCGAGCACAUUGUAGAGGGUCAUCAACUGUCCACGGAGGGUCCUACUGAAUUGAUCGAAAAGACAUAUGUCCUCGACAAAGAACUCGCCAACAACCAAAAUGUCCAAAUCACGAUGGAGAACCUGCACAACUUUUUCCCCAAUGCCAACGGUCGUUGGUUGCGUCGUCGCAAGAAUGAUGGUGCGCUCAAUCGAGUACCAUCUUGCAAUUUCUUUCCUCAAGUGUGGUCUAUUCUGGAUAAAUCCAAGGGCCUUUGCAUUAGAAACCACAGCUUGCCUAGAGACCCCAUUGUAUUGGAAAAGACACCUGAAGAAUUCAACUUUGCAUUGGCUGUAGAGUCAUUCUUGGGCUGGUUCACUGAUCCUGCUGAGCGUCAAGUAGCCGUUGAAGUACUAUCCAUUAUCUAUCAGCAACAAGAUCAGCAGCGCAAUGUGUGGUAUGAUUUGCCAGCGAUUAUCAAUCGUGCCAUUGAAAAGUUUUGGACAAGAUGGAUCGAGCUCAACAAAUCCAGCAUAGAAAGAGGCGGUCUUGUGUUUGAAAACGGAUCCAACUAUCACCAACAUGCUGAUCUUGCUCGGAAAUUGUUCUUUGAUUUGCCCUUGGAUGGCACAGAAAGCACAUCCACGUACAUUAAAUCUAGUCUCUUUUAG